Messenger RNA from Diprion similis, 1427 nucleotides. It is a transcript of the gene Las, whose product is annotated as lipoyl synthase, mitochondrial. Bases 188 to 1306 code for a protein of 372 amino acids. Gene Ontology annotation, cellular component: mitochondrion. The transcript has 6 exons. The record is from RefSeq and is a predicted model, not a curated record. Gene Ontology annotation, molecular function: 4 iron, 4 sulfur cluster binding; lipoate synthase activity. NCBI's taxonomy places the organism in Eukaryota, Metazoa, Arthropoda, Insecta, Hymenoptera, Diprionidae. Gene Ontology annotation, biological process: lipoate biosynthetic process.
AAGCAUUGCCGUGUGCCGUCGUGAUUGCCGUUCAGUUGCUGUCAAAUAGGUGUUAGGGGUUAGAACUACAUACAUAGAAUCAAGUGCGUAGUGUCAUUCAAGGUUAUUUAUAAUUUCAUCGCAAUCCUCUCGAUUAGAAAGUUCAUCAAAACAUGCAACACAACCCGAAGACAACUUGACAGUCAAAAUGUUGAGAUCAGUGCGCAUUUUAUACUUGAGAAAUCCCGCGGCUGUCAAUUUCCACACAAACUGCGCGAAAUGCAAGGAGAACACCAAAAACGAGUUCACUGUCAAAUUGGCGACCGGGCCGACGCUCCACGACUUUGUUUCAGAUACUACGAGCAAUUAUGAAGGAAAGCUGAAGCUGGCAAAAGGGGAAAAAAAUCGCCUUCGACUGCCGCCAUGGUUGAAAACCGAAAUACCUAUGGGAGCUAAUUAUAGCAAGCUAAAAUCUCAACUUCGUCAAUUAAACCUGAGCACUGUAUGCGAAGAGGCACGUUGUCCUAAUAUCGGAGAAUGCUGGGGCGGUGGCGAACACGGAACUGCAACAGCCACCAUCAUGCUCAUGGGAGACACGUGUACUCGCGGAUGUCGGUUUUGUUCGGUUAAAACGGCACGCAAUCCGCAACCACCUAAUCCUGACGAACCAGUCAACACAGCAGUAGCAAUCGCAGAAUGGGGUCUGGACUACAUCGUCUUAACAUCAGUCGACCGUGAUGAUUUACCAGAUGGAGGAGCAAAUCACAUAGCAGCUACUGUGAUAGAAAUUAAAAAAAGGCGACGAAACAUGUUGGUUGAAUGUUUAGUACCAGACUUCAGAGGUAAUCAGGAAUGCGUAGCAAAAAUAGUUGAAUCGAAACUUGAUGUAUUUGCCCACAAUAUUGAGACUGUGGAACGUCUAACACCUUUCGUUCGCGACAGGCGUGCACACUAUAGACAGUCGCUGAGCGUUUUAGAAGGUGCGAAGAACAAGAAUACAAAUUUGAUUACCAAGUCAUCGAUAAUGUUAGGAUUGGGUGAAACUGAACAAGAAAUUGAACAAGCCAUGCGAGAUUUGCGGACAGCUGGAGUGGAUGCUUUAACUUUGGGACAAUACAUGCAGCCAACGAAACGACACUUAAAAGUCAUCGAAUAUGUGACUCCAGAGCAAUUUAAGGCAUGGGAGAGUGUAGGAAAUCAUUUGGGUUUUCUGUACACAGCAAGUGGCCCAUUAGUAAGGUCUUCUUAUAAAGCUGGUGAAUUUUUCUUAACAAACAUAUUGAAGUCACGUCAAGCUGAAUCUGUCACACAAGAUUCUGCUACCUAACUAUUACGUAUAUCCUGAAUUUUAUGGCUGGUCCAAUGAUCACAUAGUAAUGUAUAUAGAACGACGUUAUUUUUACAAAUUGAAUGUCAUUAAUGACCAUUGUAAAUUAAAUUUGUUGCAA